Messenger RNA from Dendroctonus ponderosae (mountain pine beetle), 1946 nucleotides. Its product is annotated as dynein regulatory complex protein 8. NCBI's taxonomy places the organism in Eukaryota, Metazoa, Arthropoda, Insecta, Coleoptera, Curculionidae. Bases 484 to 1350 code for a protein of 288 amino acids. Gene Ontology annotation, biological process: regulation of transcription by RNA polymerase II. Gene Ontology annotation, molecular function: RNA polymerase II transcription regulatory region sequence-specific DNA binding; DNA-binding transcription activator activity, RNA polymerase II-specific; calcium ion binding. The transcript is spliced from 2 exons. Gene Ontology annotation, cellular component: nucleus. The record is from RefSeq and is a predicted model, not a curated record.
GGGGGACACCAGCCAAGUUGUUAGUAAGACGGACUACUUCGAGUUAAAUCGACAUUCAUUUGUACAGCGAUUGUGAUUAGUUGCAGUCGUUCUCCAAUAUUAAGUUAGUUUUUGCGCGCACUUACGCUGCAAUAGUAAAGGAAAGUAGUAGCGGAUUUUCCGAGCGGCUGUUUCUUGGUAAAAGUGCGACCGAAUUUGUGACAGUGUGUUUUCCAAAGCCCCAAUGUCAUCCGGUGCCAAUGUCUUUCGCUAUCAACGGAAAUAGUAUGAAAUUUUGCUACCAUUACACGUGGAAUAGAGAGAUUGUGUUCAAUUCCCAAAAACUGGUUAAAAGACGUUGAAAGUCGACCGCAGCCACCACCAAAACCCCCCUUUUAAGACGUCACUGCCACAAGAUCUAGGAUUUUAAGACCAAAAGACUACUCUACUGCCCAAGCUUUGCUGUGUUCUAAUUGACGAUCUCUACUGGCGCUUCAAGCAAUUAUGGCCCUUUGCUAUGAACCGUCAUUUAUGCUUCCUCUAUUGGACGAAGUGGCGCCUCAACGCGGUGCUGUCGCAGUACCGGUGUCGCUAAAGUCCGAAUACUACAAAAACGUGGAGGACUCAAACUCCUACCUCUUCAACGAGUUUGAGAAGGUUUACUACGAGCUCAACCAUGGCACACUGACACCGCCCCAAAGCCCACCCAGCGAACAGCCCAUCAUCGCCACUUUGGAGCCAAUUUUGGGAGGAACCUCCUAUCAGGAACCGCCCAGAAAGGAAAUCGGAUUCUCUGUACCGGAAAAGUGUGCACUUCAGCCCGAGUCGGUGCUUGCCUAUUCCCCCAUUAUUGUCUCCACUGUUCCCCAAACGUUCGAGAAUUACGCCCCAGUCGCCACUCCCCAAGCUGAUAUUGCUCACGAAUUGGCCGUUGUAGAUGAAUUGGUACGCACCACCGUGCAGGAUAUGCAAUGGAGUGGUCCGUCUUCUCCAUCAAGCAGCAGCUGCAGCAACAGCAACUUUGGCGAUUGUUCGUCAUCGGACGAUCCUGAAUGGGUUCCGGAACCGAUCGAGAAUUACAAUGAUUCUUCAUCGAGUCCGGCACAGAAGCUGGUGGCGAAGAAACGGAGCAAACCGUAUUCGAAGUCGCCAGACGACAAAAAGAAUCGCAAAAAAGAGCAGAACAAGAACGCGGCCACUCGCUAUCGCAUGAAGAAGAAGGCGGAGGUGGAAGAAAUCUUGAAUGAGGAGAAAAUCCUGCUGGAUAAACACGGGGAGUUGGAUGGGCAAAUCACUGAUUUGCAACGGGAAAUCAAGUACUUAAAAGGGCUCAUGCGCGAUCUCUUCAAAGCCAAGGGCAUAAUCAAUUAAUCAUCGGCAUUUAAUUUUUUUAUUCGGAAUUUUUCAAUGUGCCGCUGGUGUAUUGUUAUUUAGUAAUACUGUACAUUUUUUAUAUUUCUUUUCUAGCAAUAUGAGCUGUUUGAUAGAACGUAAGUGUUAAGGAAAGAUGGUUAUGCUUUAUAAGUUAGCUUGUAGGAGAACAUGAAUAUUAUCCUAUUCAAUCCCGAUUUCUGGAUGAAUACGUUAAUGUUCAGUCUAAUUUUUUAUCAACUUUUAUAUUAGUUUCUUUUGUUAACAUGUCAAAAGAGUCCAGUUUGAUCGAGUGAUGCAUCAAUCCGAUUGAUCACUUGGUCAGACUGCGAACAGUAGAUGGUAACUUCAUUAUGCUAACUAAUCACUUGCAGGUGGGAUUUAGAAUUACUCAAGUUAAUAGUAGAAUUUAAGACCGUUUUAUCUGUAUUCAGUGCAAAAUAUAAUUUUUUAAGCGAUUUAUUGGGUAUUUUUAUGCAAAUGUUCACCUCGAGUAGUUGCUUUUUUAUUGAAAAUUUAUAAAUCUGGUUAAUUUUAUUUUUCGUUUUUUUGCCUUUGUACUAAAUUUCUAAGUGAAUUAUAUGUAUUCGAGAUGA